CUUGGAAGUGUUUUAAGUAUGUGUACUUAAACUUAGUGAUUUUUAAGGUUGUCUUGAUGAUGGGUACGAGGAAGAAUAACAACGUUGGAUUUACUACCAGUUAUGAUUAUUCAUUCAAGAUUCUACUUGUUGGAGAUUCUGGUGUUGGAAAAAGUAGUCUUCUUCUCAGCUUUAUUUCUAAACAUCCACCUCAAGACCUUUCACCUACUGUUGGUGUGGACUUCAAAAUCAGGAUGCUAACGGUUGGCGGCAAGAGGUUGAAGUUAACAAUUUGGGAUACAGCUGGACAAGAGAGGUUUGGGGCAUUAACAAGCUCAUAUUAUCGAGGGGCUCACGGAAUAAUACUAGUGUAUGAUGUAACAAGGCGAGAAACCUUUACAAACUUAUCGGAAACCUGGGCGAAGGAUAUUAAGUUUUACUCCACGAAUCCCGAGUGUAUCAAGAUGCUAGUUGGGAACAAAGUUGAUAGGGAGAGUGAAAGGGCUGUAACGAGAGAAGAAGGCCUGGCAUUUGCCAAGGAGCACAAUUGUUUAUUUCUUGAAUGUAGUGCUAGGACGAGAGAAAACGUGCAACUGUGUUUUAAAGAUCUCACACUGAAGAUACUGGAUGUACCAAGUCUAGUGGAGAAAGGUUCUGCAGUAGUGAAAAACCAACUCUUGAAACAGAAAGAAGUGCAUAAGUCUCAACGGAACGAAAGUUGUUGCUCCUAGCUAGUUGAAAUACUUGCUACAUGCAACUGUGAGUAGAUGUCGUAAACUUGCUAUACUCAUUAGUCAUUACGAGGAUGUGCAGUCGAAGAACAAGUUCAUCAUACGAUCUAGUGAAGGUGCUUUCUUUUUUUGUGCUGGCCAUAGCUAGAUUUUGUUCGUGUAUGAUGUAGAUAUGAAAAUUCUUUUUUUUUUUUUUGCUCAUUUGUUAAAAUCUUUUACAAGAAAGGUGUCAUAAUAGCGCCGCUAUAUCUCACGGGGAGAUGUAGAAGUUUUGUACCAAAACAAUUUUGUGGCUUAUAGAAAGUUCAAAUUUUUUUAAAAAAAUGUACAAGAUAAAUGUGUUAUAGUG
Messenger RNA from Capsicum annuum, 1059 nucleotides. Its product is annotated as ras-related protein RABC2a. Lineage: Eukaryota; Viridiplantae; Streptophyta; Magnoliopsida; Solanales; Solanaceae. The record is from RefSeq and is a predicted model, not a curated record. Gene Ontology annotation, molecular function: GTPase activity; GTP binding.